AGAUUUCAGAAUAGGUGCUCGAGUAUUUGAUUUGAUUUCGUUCUUCGAUUCAUCUUAUCAAUCUUUAUCGUUCACUAUCAAUUAAUUUGAAGCUUAGUACAGUGAUUUAUUUUUAUAGUGACUUCUUUUCAGUAUAAAUAAAAAUAUCAGAGUAAUAUAAGCAGCAAAGCGAAUAGUGUCUGAAGAUUUAAUUUAAUAACAAGCUUACAUAAACAUCUACAAUGUCUAACAAUCGUAAUAAAUACGAAAAAGCUCGGAGACGUCUAGCUGCAGUAACAUUUUUGUCAAAUAUAUCGUUAGAUGGCAAGAUAAGAGAUACGGAGUUAGCCCAAGUAGUGAAUAAAACAUCUAGAUAUGAUAAAACUGAUUCAGCUCCUAAAACUGUGGAUGGCAACAAAGAUAAAGAUGUAACACUGAGAAACAGUGUUCGUAAUAAGAGUAAGGUACCUCAGUCAAGUCCAGUGCACCGUGUUGGAAAUGAUACUCAUUCCCUUAGUUCAGACUCAGAACACACAACAACAAUAACACCUGUCAAAGCUGUAAAUAGUUCAUUUAUCAGAGAAAGGUGUUCUUCAGGGACAACAGAGUCAUUUAAAGACAAGCAUGCUUCAUUUAAGUCUAGAAAAAAUCACAUUGUAUCCCUGACUGGUGCUAAUGCAGAUGACAAGAGCAGUUCAGAGAGUCUUAAUUUUGGUAGAUUUAGAACAAGUAGCACUUGUAUACCUGAAAAUCAUGCUUUAGUCAAAGAAGUUCGGCUUGUGCGCCCAACUAAAGGAGUGUCAUUCAAAGAUGAGAGGCUUGCUAUAGUACCAGGACAGGGUGUACCUUGUGUUAUUUUCAGCACUAUUCCAUACUCCAAGACAGUUCGCAAUGCACGUUCUGAUCUCAGAAAGGAUGGUGUAAGGAGGAGGAAUACAUCAGGGCCAAGGCCCCUAUCAUCUAUAACAGACAAUGGAGUGGAUCCCUUUGACCUGCUUGGCCUGGAAAAAGAAGAAAAUGGCCAAGAAAUAUCUUACUCAAAACUUUUGGUGCCCUCCAAAGUAUGUACACGGGAACAGUACAAGAAAAUGUAUGAAGGUGACUUUACAGAAAAAUCUAGUUGGAAAAUAGCUAACAGACACCCACAUGUUAUAGCAAGGUGUUUUUCUUAUGAGUCAUCUCAGAGGACGGCUAUACCAUCUUCACCCCCACACUCUUCAGUGGAUAUUAAAUCGUUUGAUUGGGACGAGGGAACGUUACUAUCGCAAAAAUAUCUUCAGUACUGUCCAAACGUAUUAGAUGAUCCGGAGCUCAUAGCUGGAAAACACAGAACAUUGUUAACAUUUACAUCAUAUAUGACGUCUAUUAUUGACUAUGUCCGACCACAAGACCUCAAAAAGGAGUUGAAUGACAAGUUUAGGGAAAAAUUCCCUCAUAUAAAGUUAACUCUGAGCAAGCUGAGGAGCAUCAAAAAAGAAAUGCGUAAGAUCGCUAAGCACGACAGCGGAGGAAUCGAUUUACUGUCUGUCGCACAAGCGUAUGUUUAUUUUGAGAAGUUAAUACUUGCUAAUCUUAUCAACAAAGACAAUAGAAAACUAUGUGCUGGAGCUUGUUUACUACUUUCUGCUAAACUCAAUGACGUCAAAGGGGAAGCGUUAAAAUCACUAAUAGAGCGCAUUGAAACUACGUUCCGAGUGAAUAGAAAAGAUUUGAUGAGAUUCGAAUUCGCAGUCUUAGUGGCUCUGGAGUUUGGCCUACACGUACCGCCUUAUGAGGUGUUCCCUCAUUAUCAGCGCUUGCUCCACGACUCGUGACCUUGGCGAAGACUGGCCUUCGAGCCAUGUGUCCGGGUCUGUCACCGCCGGCGAGCCACCAUCGUUGACAACUUACUAGCAAGUUCCUGGAUAUAAAAUAUAAAAGUACCGCGAGAAAAACGUUAUAAACGUUGCCGGUGGUUUUAAAGUGACGGACGAUAUCUAAUUAACUAAGGUAGUUUGAUAGUCUAACAAUAAUAGGUACUUUAAGUUGCCUAUACACGGGUAAAAUGUGGCUUAGCCAGGUAUUCUGAAUUAAAUUGACCUAAUUAGACCGUUGUGAUCGAGAUGAGUUAGAAAUUAAUUUAGCCUUAGUAAGAUAGUUUGCAAUACAUGUAAUGUCUAACAUGUAGAAAUAAUUACAGAGAACAAUGCGGAAGAAUUUGUGGUACGGGCAUGAAAUAUUGAAUCGAAGCAUUUUCGCAAUUACAGGUUUAUGACGCUUAUUAAACUUACGAUAAGUAGAUAUUAAUAUAAACUAAGUAGUCAUGUAUAUUCUGUAUCUAUCGUCGUUGGCUAAGUAGGGUAAAGGUGAAUAGAUAUUUAGUCAUUAAAGUUGUUCGUGUAUAUCUAAUACAUUUAUAUAUUUAACCUGUUAUAGCUAUAGCUGAUACAUUCUCUUCUGUAACCAUCUCAAUUUAUAUUUAUAAGAAGUUCACUAUUCACAAGAUUGUUCUGCUCAAGCAUUCUCUAUUGUUAUAAUUUUGGAAAGGGACCUUGAUCAAUUCAAGUUAGUGAAAGAGUCAUAAUAUAUAUAGGACGAUAUGAUGGUUAUGAUUAUGAUGGCAUGCCUUAAGUUAGAAAAAGUAAUGAAUAGGUGCACAAACAAAACUAUUAUUUACGCAAAAUUUAACAUGAAACCUAAUCAUACUUAAAAAUUGGUUAAGAUAAGUGAUAUGGUAAGUGUCAUGAAUAUAUCAUGUACUUUCUUAGGUAAAGUCAACCAUGGGCUAGUGGUAUUUUAGAAAAAACCUAAAAUGAACUUUCCUUGAUAUGAAAGCGUAUUUUAAUAUGUAAUUGUUAUCUCUAGCCACUAAAGCACAGGCCAGGCAGGCAAUAAUAUAUAUUAGUUCCUAACGAUAGAAAUUAGAUCGUAAUUUUAUUUUUUAACAUUACUUUUUCAUGUUAAGUAGUGGGUUCCAAAUACUUGAAUUUUUAAACUAAACAGACUAGUUCACAAGUGUAAACCAGUUCAGGGUUGUGUUCAAUGUUGCUCAUUAAAUUUGAUAUUAAGGAGAUGUAAAAUACAAAGACGAAGAAAGACCUUCAACAAGCCCCACAUAUAAACUCUAUAUAGGAACGUACCUAUGUCUAAAUCUUGCCUACAUAGAUUUGAGAAUUAAGCCAAAAGGUGCAACUGUGAUAUGAAUAUAUUAAUCUAAGUAAAUGUAAUAACUGAUAGAAAUCAUGUUGAAGAAUCAAAAUAUUUUCAGUAUUUUUGUUUUUUUUAAGUAAAGUAGUUUAAGGCGGUAUUGUUAAAACACAUGCAUGAAAGAAUUAAGAAUUGGUAUUUAUUGCUAAGGUGUUAUUGUAAAAGUUAUGGUGUGAAAACUAAAGUUUGUUUCAAUAAAAUCUCAAAAUCGAA
Molecule: messenger RNA, 3378 nt
Organism: Trichoplusia ni (cabbage looper)
Lineage: Eukaryota; Metazoa; Arthropoda; Insecta; Lepidoptera; Noctuidae
Product: CDK5 and ABL1 enzyme substrate 2
Exons: 8
Coding region: 222-1793 (523 amino acids)
Biological process (GO): regulation of cell cycle
Source: RefSeq, a predicted model, not a curated record